AUGUAUUACGCUAUGGAGUUGGAAAUACCUGAUAUAGUCGUUGUUGCACUGUAUUUUGCAGCAAUUCUUGGAGUCGGACUAUGGUCUUCAUGUCGAAAUCGGGGAAGUGUUGGCGGCUACUUUUUGGCUGGACGCUCCAUGCAUUGGAUUCCCGUUGGUGCUUCCAUAUUUGCCAGCAAUAUUGGCUCUGGACAUUUCAUUGGAUUGGCUGGCUCAGGAGCUGCAAAGGGGAUCGGUGUAUCGAUAUUUGAAUUAACUGCAAUUUUUGUAGUUAUUGUUCUUGGAUGGAUAUUUAUACCUGUUUAUUUAGCAUCUGGGGUUUUUACAAUGCCUGAAUAUUUGAGGAAACGAUUUGGGGGUCAUAGGAUACGCAUAUAUUUAGCUUGUCUAGCUCUUAUUCUAUAUGUUUUUACGAAAAUAUCAGCUGAUCUCUACGCCGGAGCAAUAUUCAUUGAUCAAUCUUUAAAACUCGAUUUGUACACUUCUGUUGUUGUUCUCUUAUGUGUAUCUGCACUAUUUACUAUAUUAGGGGGCUUGACGGCCGUAAUAUGGACGGAUUUUAUUCAGACAAUUAUUAUGAUAGCUGGAGCUCUUUACUUAAUGAUACAAAGUGAGCGUCAUCCAAUAUAUAUUUUGUGUGCAUUGACAUUAAUAUACUCCCUUUGUGCCUCAACAGUGCUAAGCACAACCUUAUUCAAAUAA
Protopolystoma xenopodis is the source of this 702-nucleotide messenger RNA. Lineage: Eukaryota; Metazoa; Platyhelminthes; Monogenea; Polystomatidea; Polystomatidae. The record is from the annotation of a GenBank genome assembly.